Xiphias gladius (swordfish) is the source of this 2534-nucleotide messenger RNA. RefSeq names its product keratin, type II cytoskeletal 8-like. Gene Ontology annotation, cellular component: keratin filament. Gene Ontology annotation, biological process: intermediate filament organization; keratinization. The record is from RefSeq and is a predicted model, not a curated record. The transcript is spliced from 9 exons. Gene Ontology annotation, molecular function: structural constituent of skin epidermis. Bases 99 to 1724 code for a protein of 541 amino acids. Lineage: Eukaryota; Metazoa; Chordata; Actinopteri; Istiophoriformes; Xiphiidae.
UUUCCUCUUAGUGUGCUCCACUGCUCUGCCAAAUCUCUCUCUCUCUGCUCCCCCUUUUUUCUUUGAAUCCUUUCCUUUCAGAAGAAACAAAACCAGCCAUGUCUAUGAGAGCUGUGACCGUGAAAACUGUCAGAUCCAGCUAUGGUGGAGGCGGUGGUGGUUUCAGUGGUGGCAACCGUGUAGAGGGAGGGUCUUUUUCUUCAAGAUCUGCCAUUCAUUCAAGGCCAAAAUUCUCCAGUGCAUCCAGCAUGGGAGGUAGCUCAAUGUUUAGGUCAAGUGGUGUUUCUUUCGGAGCUGGUGGUUCAGGUUAUGGAACUGGUGGUAGUUUCGGAUCUGGCAGUGGUUAUGGCUCUAGCAAUAGCUAUUCCCUUGGUAGCUCUUUCAUUUCUGGUGGUGGCGGAGGUCUGGGAGUACCUAUGAUCACAAACGUCCAAGUCAACCCAAGCCUGCUGGCCCCUCUGAACCUUGAGAUCGACCCCAAUAUCCAGACUGUCCGCACCCAUGAGAAAGAGCAGAUCAAGAGUCUAAACAACCGCUUCGCCAGCUUCAUUGACAAGGUUCGCUUCCUGGAGCAGCAGAACAAAAUGCUGGAGACCAAGUGGAGCCUGCUGCAGGAACAGACCACCACCCGCUCCAACAUCGACGCCAUGUUCGAGGCCUACAUUGCGAACCUGCGCAGACAGCUGGAUGGGCUUGGCAAUGAGAAGAUCAAGCUGGAGGGAGAGCUGAGGAACAUGCAGGGACUGGUGGAGGACUUCAAGAACAAAUAUGAAGAUGAAAUCAACAAGCGUGCUAGUGUGGAGAAUGAGUUUGUGCUCCUCAAGAAGGAUGUAGAUGGUGCCUACAUGAACAAAGUUGAGCUGGAGGCCAAGGUUGAUGCCCUACAGGAUGAAAUUAACUUCCUCAGAAGUGUCUAUGAGACGGAACUGCGUGAGCUCCAGAGCCAGAUCAAGGACACAUCAGUCAUUGUGGAGAUGGACAACAGCCGCAACCUGGACAUGGAUUCCAUUGUGGCUGAAGUCAAGGCACAGUAUGAGGACAUUGCCAACCGUAGCCGCGCUGAUGCUGAGUCAUGGUAUCAGCAGAAGUUCCAGGAAAUGCAGACAACUGCAGGCCAGACCGGAGACGACCUUCGCAACACUAAGAAUGAGAUUGCUGAGCUCAACCGUUUGAUUAGCCGCCUCCAGAAUGAGAUCGAGGCAGUCAAGGGACAGCGUGCCAACCUGGAGGCCCAGAUCGCUGAGGCCGAGGAGCGGGGUGAGCUGGCUGUGAAGGAUGCCAAGGCCCGCAUCAAGGACCUGGAAGACGCCCUGCAGAGAGCCAAACAGGACAUGACCCGCCAGGUCCGUGAGUACCAGGAGCUGAUGAACGUCAAGCUGGCUCUGGACAUUGAGAUCGCCACCUACAGGAAACUGCUGGAAGGAGAGGAGGACAGAAUUACCUCGGGUGGUGGAUCUGCAACCAUCCACGUACAGAGCACAGGCAGCAGCUUUGGUGGCAGCGCAGCAGGCGGCAUGGCCAUGGGCAUGUCUGGCGGCGCUGGCGGCUAUGGCUAUAGCAGCAGCAUCGCCUCGGGCAGCAAUAUGGGCAUGGGCAUGGGCAUGGGCUCAAACUCGGGCUUGGGCUUGGGCAUGGGUAUGGGCUAUGGCAGCGGCAUGGGCAGCGGCAUGGGCAGCAGCACCAGCACAAGGAGUUCAAGCGUCGUCAGUAGAAGCCGAUUCUAAAGACAGCAGUUGUCUUCAUCUCCAUUCUUCUUCCUCCUUUAUUUUUUUCUCCUCCUCUUGUCCCCCUCAUGAAAGUUUCCAUAAACCCCUUCACCACUCAGAUACAGAGCAGCCUCAGAAACAUGUUUCAUUUGACCACUUAAACAUAGCAGAGCCAUGUAAUGGUACAUCUCUUUUGGCUUGUAGUCCCUGUGCUGCUGCUUUUUGGCACCACAUACCUACAGAGAGUCACAGAUUACAUCCAAGUACAAGUGGAAGCAGAGAGCUUAUUAGACUGGAAAAGCAAAGACUAGCAGAGAUGUGAGUCAGUCCUCUCCUUUUAUCAGUCAGCCAGGCUGUCUUUUGGUUGCUGGAUGCGCUGCUGUGUAGACAAGGGAACAAUUGUAGUGUCAUGACAGAGAAUCCUUACAGGGCAACGAUCAUAUCACACAAAAUGACAAACGCAAUUCUAAGAUUUGCACAUCAGGGGAUGUGGGUGUUGUGCUUUGACUCGAAUUUGUAAAGCAUUCAUGGCAGGCGACCACAUAGUGUCACACCUAUAACUCCUCUUUUCUCUCUCCCCUUUCAUGUGUCGCUUCUGUUGUCACACAUUGGUAAUCGUUGUUGUGCAUUUUGGCAUCAUCAAAAGCAGCCACAUAUAACACUUCCAUUUUUCAUCUUAUUCUUCUUCUGGUUUGGGAGAAAAUGAGCUAUCCAGUUAAGCAUAUAAAUGGUGUUCGUUCCUUUACUUCCAUUUUCACUCUUUAUAAUAAACAUGGUUAAGGCCAACUGGGACAACCAGAUUUAUUGUGAAUUGUACCACCAAAACAU